GGGGAGGGACGGGCGCGCGGCGGGGCGGGAUGGCCGCUCGAGGGGCGCUCGGCCGCCGCUUUCCCCCGGAGUCGCCUGCGCUCCCGCGGCCGCCGCGAAGGCUGCUCUGAGCCCGGCUCCCCGCUCCCCCGCGCGGCCGGCAGCGGCGCCGGAAUGUCGUCCAGCACCAUGAAGUUCAACGGCUACGUGAGGGUCCGCAUCGGCGAGGCCGUGGGGCUGCAGCCCACCCGCUGGUCCCUGCGCCACUCGCUCUUCAAGAAGGGCCACCAGCUGCUGGACCCCUACCUGACGGUGAGCGUGGACCAGGUGCGCGUGGGCCAGACGAGCACCAAGCAGAAGACCAACAAGCCCACGUACAACGAGGAGUUCUGCGCCAACGUGACCGACGGCGGCCACCUGGAGCUGGCCGUGUUCCACGAGACGCCCCUCGGCUACGACCACUUCGUGGCUAACUGCACCCUGCAGUUCCAGGAGCUGCUGCGCACGGCCAGCACUUCGGACACCUUCGAGGGCUGGGUGGAUCUGGAACCAGAGGGGAAGGUAUUUGUGGUAAUCACUCUAACAGGGAGUUUCGCUGAAGCCACUCACCAUAGAGACCGAAUCUUCAAGCAUUUUACCAGGAAGCGCCAACGGGCUAUGCGAAGGCGAGUCCACCAGAUCAACGGACACAAGUUUAUGGCCACGUACCUGAGGCAGCCCACCUACUGCUCCCACUGCAGGGAGUUUAUCUGGGGAGUAUUUGGGAAACAGGGUUAUCAAUGCCAAGUGUGCACCUGUGUCGUCCAUAAACGCUGCCAUCAUCUAAUUGUUACAGCUUGUACUUGCCAAAACAAUAUUAACAAGGUGGAUUCAAAGUUGGCUGAACAGAGGUUUGGAAUCAAUAUCCCACACAAGUUCAGCAUCCACAACUAUAAAGUUCCAACCUUCUGCGAUCACUGCGGCUCCCUGCUCUGGGGGAUCAUGCGACAAGGACUUCAGUGUACAAUUUGUAGAAUGAACGUACAUAUUCGCUGUCAAGCCAACGUGGCCCCUAACUGUGGGGUGAAUGCGGUGGAGCUGGCCAAGACCCUGGCAAGGAUGGGCAUCCAGCCUAGAGAUAUUUCUCCGACCUCAAAACUUGUUUCCAGAUACACCCUAAGACGACAAGGAAAAGAGGGCAGCAAAGAAGGAAAUGGGGUCGGGAUGAAUUCUUCCAACAGACUUGGCAUCAAUGACUUUGAGUUCAUCCGAGUGUUAGGGAAAGGGAGUUUCGGGAAGGUGAUGCUCGCAAGGAUAAAAGAAACAGGCGAACUCUAUGCUGUGAAGGUGCUGAAGAAGGACGUGAUCCUGCAGGAUGACGACGUGGAAUGCACCAUGACGGAGAAGAGGAUCCUGGCCUUGGCCCGCAGUCACCCCUUCCUCACCCAGUUGUUCUGCUGCUUUCAGACCCCGGACCGCCUGUUUUUUGUGAUGGAGUUUGUGAAUGGAGGCGAUCUGAUGUUCCACAUCCAGAAGUCCCGCCGUUUCGAUGAAGCCCGAGCACGUUUCUACGCUGCAGAGAUUGUCUCGGCGCUCAUGUUCCUCCACGAGAAGGGUAUCAUCUACCGGGAUCUGAAACUGGACAACGUGCUGUUGGACCACGAAGGUCACUGUAAACUAGCUGACUUUGGAAUGUGCAAGGAGGGGAUUUGUAAUGGAGUCACCACGGCCACAUUCUGUGGCACCCCUGACUACAUUGCUCCAGAGAUCCUCCAGGAAAUGCUGUACGGACCUGCGGUGGAUUGGUGGGCCAUGGGUGUCCUUCUCUAUGAGAUGCUGUGUGGGCACGCGCCGUUUGAGGCUGAGAAUGAAGAUGACCUCUUUGAGGCCAUACUGAAUGAUGAAGUCGUCUACCCCACCUGGCUCCAUGAAGAUGCCACAGGGAUCCUCAAAUCUUUCAUGACCAAGAAUCCCACCCUGCGCCUGGGCAGCCUGACACAGGGAGGUGAGCACGCCAUCUUGCAACAUCCUUUCUUUAAGGAAAUUGACUGGGCCCAACUGAACAAUCGUCAGCUAGAACCACCUUUCCGACCCAGAAUUAAAUCCCGAGAAGAUGUCAGUAAUUUUGACCCUGACUUCAUAAAAGAAGAGCCAGUUUUAACUCCAAUUGAUGAGGGACAUCUUCCUAUGAUCAACCAGGAUGAGUUUAGAAACUUUUCCUAUGUGUCUCCUGAAUUGCAGCCUUAGUCUGGUGGGGAAAGACAGAUGGUAGGAGGACCCAAAGGGAAUGAAGACUUCCAGGAAUUUUCUUUGUGAGGACUUCUCAGCCUCCGCCUUAGUACAUAACCUCACCUUCAGGGAGCCUUGUGAAGGAUGGAAGUCCAAGAGAUCGACUGUCUCAAGUCCAGAGAAAGCCAUGGCACUGGAAAGAGUUGACCUAGAAAUGAGAUUUUAUAAAGACAUCACUGCUUACUCUGUGAGUGUCCGUGGCUACUUCCGGCUUGGGAUAUUAACAAGAACCAAAAGGAGAGAACGUGAAGAAUAAAGUAGGUUCUACUCCUGAGGGAAACUGUCUUUUUACUUUGAGACAGAAAUCACAACUUUCUGUGAAUCGCUCGGUGCCCUUGGUUAAGCCACUGAAGCACAGUGCAGUCUGCAAGCAGACUCUAAAUGCUAAUCAAGAAUUUAAAUGUCUUUUCAAGGAAAUGAGAGGUUCCUUUCGAAAUUGAAUGAUUGACUUCAUUUUUACUCUAAAGAAGCAAAAACUGUUAUCCUUCCAACUCCCAACUCAAAGCCCCAUGUGGGAAACAGAUGUUGGCACCCAGACAGCUGCUGCAGCAGGUCCUCUGGCCCUGACUUUCCUGGGAGAGAUAUUUGUUGAGCAUCCAGUGACAAGGUGCCCCCAUCCACAGUAGCAUAAACAGCAGCUCUGCCUUUGAAGCUUCCAUUCUCCCUGGGUCUUUGAAUUUACCUGAAUAGUGUUUGCAUUCUGUGGAAUGCCUCUCCACGUCACCUGUGCCGCACAUCUUCGUCUGUGCAGACCUCUCUUUCUUGCAGAAGGAUCGCUGCCAGCCCCCUGGGCUCAGCAGCAGGUGAGCUUGAGCGGUGUGUUGCCUACUGCUCUGUGGAUCCCAACCGCGUCCACAUCACCCUGAACUCAUGGCUGAAGACACGCACGCUGUUUAUUUAAUUUAUGUUGUCAGACAGAAGGAAAUUUGUUUAAAUGUAUACUUUAAUGGUUAGAAAUGGAUCCUGUAAACAGGGCAUAUAGCAAGAACAGACCUUCUCAUGUACAACCAAAUAUGACUGGAGAAUUUUAUGUGGCUGGAAAUAAAUACAUUUUGUAGCAAAAAGAAA
Molecule: messenger RNA, 3315 nt
Organism: Cavia porcellus (domestic guinea pig)
Lineage: Eukaryota; Metazoa; Chordata; Mammalia; Rodentia; Caviidae
Gene: Prkch
Product: protein kinase C eta
Exons: 14
Coding region: 154-2205 (683 amino acids)
Biological process (GO): protein phosphorylation
Cellular component (GO): nucleus; cytoplasm
Molecular function (GO): ATP binding; diacylglycerol-dependent serine/threonine kinase activity
Source: RefSeq, a predicted model, not a curated record